This is a messenger RNA of Planococcus citri (citrus mealybug), 2492 nucleotides long. Its product is annotated as cytokine receptor-like. The transcript is spliced from 2 exons. Lineage: Eukaryota; Metazoa; Arthropoda; Insecta; Hemiptera; Pseudococcidae. Bases 201 to 2327 code for a protein of 708 amino acids. The record is from RefSeq and is a predicted model, not a curated record. Gene Ontology annotation, molecular function: protein binding.
CUCUUAGAGAAUUCCUACCUCAGAGCUUACUGAUAUCAUUUGGUUCAUCUCAAGUUAUCAUGCGUGUAUUUCGAUUCCUUUUUCCUUAUUUUAUUUUUCUGCUUGCCAAUUCUGUGCAGGUGUUCUAGAUCACCUUAUUGGACUAUUUUUCGGUGACUUUUUUAAUCUCAAUAAUCAAACGGAAACUACUAGUUGAUGGGAUGUUUACCAUGAGACUCCGGUCGAUUAGCAAUUUUUGGUGGCUUUUCAUGAAACUCAGCCUGGCUAUUGGAUGGACCAGCUGUGUUUCGAGCUCGAAUCAGAAAUAUGUCGCAGGUAAAGGAAUGAUCUCACCUCCAUGCAUGCUUCCAGAUCCAGAGGCAGAAGCAGAUAUAGUUUUAGAGAUAGGAACGCCUCUAGAAAUCUUUUGUACGUUGGAAUUGAAGGACACCAAUUCCUGGAAUCGUACCUCUAAAGACAUAAGAUUUAAAGAAGGAGAUCGUAUGGUUGACAACGAACACGUAACAUUCGUAAAUUCGACAACAGCCAGAUUGUACGUGGAAAAUUUACCUGUUAGUGUCAAAAAGAAGAUUUUCUAUUGCAUGCUCAGCUGGAGCGGCAGCAGUGGUGGUAAUCUAACAUCUAACGCAUCCGACAGCAGCUCAAAAACAUCAUUGACCAAUGAGCCUGAAACUCGAAUGGAACAGCUGAUCUGUUCAAAUUCUGUACUAAUCGGUAGCAAACCAAAAAAAGUAGUCAACUUUAAAUGUCUCGGUUACAAUUGGGAAGCGUUGGACUGCUGGUGGCACGAGCCUAGUAACGGAAUCAAGACAGAUUAUUCGAUUCAUUAUUCCAUUCCCAAAGAAGCUGGUAAAAAUGAAAUGUUCGGUUGUCCAACUGAUCAGAGUGAACCUGGUCACUGUCGGUGGACUAAGAACACGUCUCCUCCUUAUAGAGAAAAUUUCGAGUUCGUGGAUAUAUACAUUAAUGGCAAUAAUCAAUUUGGAAAAAUUACCCAAAUGUCAAGAUGGCAUCAUUACGAUCACGUUGUUCUUGCGCAACCGAGUAAUUUGACAUCUUUGAAUGCAACACCUCAUAGUGUUUACCUGCAAUGGAACAUUGGUUCUUGGAACGUGUCCAAUAUAGAUUUGCUUUAUCGAGUCAAAUAUAUGCAACCUUCCUCGAAGCAUUGGAAUGUAAUCUACUUUCACUCAAAAGACGUAGAGAAAGGAGAUGGUCUCGUAAAAGUCAAUAUAACCGGCAUAAAAUACCCGAAUAUGGAGUAUAAGUUCUUUGUAUACGUGAAAUUAUCCUCAUCCAAAAUAAAUUCUUGGUCUAAAGCAGCUUCUGCGUUGGUAAAAACUAGCCCAUGCGCGCCCUACCGGUCACCUAAAACUGACACCGGUGGAUUUGAAAUUUAUGCUGAACGUUCAAAUUAUAGAAACAUGAUGAUUUAUUGGAAGCAAAUUCCCGCAGAAGAACACAAUGGUGAUAAUUUCGAGUACCAGAUAACUGUGUUUGAAAAUAAUGUCAAAGUCGAUAUUAAACCUACAUCGAUGAAUAAUGUUUCGGCCAAAUUCUCUAAUCUCACGUUCAACGCUUAUAAAUUUUAUAUAAAAUCAGUAAACGAGAUUGGCUCAGCUCCUCGAUCUUCCAUCGUGCAUGUACCCUCAAAACAUGAUAUCUUGGAUACACCUUACGUGUAUGGUUUCAGACGUUUUGGAGACAAUGUUUAUGAAAUUACAGUGUUAUCAGAUUUACUAAACAUAGAAUCCGAGCAUAACCAGGUAAAAGCCACCAAUUUUACAUUAUUCUGGUGCAAAAGUUCUCACGGUGACCCAUAUCCCUGUACUAACUUCUACACAUGGAUCCAUCUACCAUUUGAUAUACUCUGGAGCAACUAUGCUUUUAAGCAUAACUUGACCACCGAGCAGAACAUUGGUUAUCAAUUCGCUGUCAGUACGAAUUCACUGAAUUCUAGCAGCGGCAUGGAAUGGAUUUUAUGCACUGGUAUUUAUAACCAGGUAAAUAAAAUUCAAACUGUUUGGAUUGGAAAGGUUGGCUCGGAUUUUGUAGACGUACGAUGGAAGUUGGAAUGCGCUAAUCACGUUGAAGGUUUCCGAGGCUACAACAUAUCAUAUUAUUCUAUCAAUGAGAAUCACCAGCGAGACCCUGUCGAUCCUGAGAGUUCAUAUUAUAGAUAUUAUGCUGGUACAGACACUUUAAAUGCUGAAAUUUUCAAUUUACUGCCAAAUACCACUUACCAAAUUUCGGUUGCUAUUUUCACAGUUAAAUUAUCAGGGCCUCCGAGCGAAUGGGUGUAUGCACGUACACAGAACCGACCAUAGGGCACAUGGUCGCUUUGAAGAAAUGGGGUAGGCAACUCUUGCAAUGUCGAAUCAUUGAUUUUUUUUCAAUUCUCACGAAUGCACUCGUUUGGUAGGUACCUGAAACUAAGAUAGUUUCAAAAGGUUAUUUAUUAUUGAAAGCUGUAACGUUUUUAAAAAUAUAGU